AUGAAGCUUGCUUUCGUCCAUCUGCUAGUCAACCUGACUCUCUGUCUGGCUACAAUGCUGGGCAACUCGGAUUUCCAGGCCAAACUUGACAAAGUCAAAGAAAGCUUUAGAGGGAUUUCGGAAAUUUCCGACACGCCAUCGCAAUUCAUGCCACUCGAUGAGGGGUGGGCAGCCAGAAGAAGCAACCUAGAUGUCGUCAGUACUUCACAAAGCCCUUUCAUGCCUUACAAACUUAUCCUGCAUCUCUGCCACAUGUCCAAGAUGAUGAGACGGGACUCGAAUGAUGUCGACCUUUACAAGUGGUUCGUCGAGACCGCGGACCAGCAAGGAUGGCCGAAGAUUGAUAAGGCUCGCGUCGACAAGGCCAGCACUACCGAGUUCCGCGAGGGUCUCACCCAUCCCACUGUUCCAAUCGACGGUGAAGACUCUGGGAAGUACCGUACUGCACGAGGUCAGAAACUCCCAUGA
Messenger RNA from Verticillium dahliae VdLs.17, 468 nucleotides. RefSeq lists its product as uncharacterized. NCBI's taxonomy places the organism in Eukaryota, Fungi, Ascomycota, Sordariomycetes, Glomerellales, Plectosphaerellaceae. The record is from RefSeq and is a predicted model, not a curated record. The transcript has 4 exons. Bases 1 to 468 code for a protein of 155 amino acids.